CCUCUUGAAGGUGACGCACGAGGGAUUAUUCUAACGGUUAUUGGUCAUUUUUCUGUCGCCGUGUUUAUCGGUGUGAUGAUUUCUCUCUCGGUCUCGAUGCAGAUGUUUGUGCUGGUCGGUGUGUGCGCGCUGCUGAUCGCCGGAGCUUCUGCCCGCAACGACAACGGCAAUUUUUUGGACGACAAAUGGUUGACCGGGAGAUGGGACAAAUUCAGAGAUGAGGUGGAGGAACCAGGAACAUGGAGUCCAGGAAAACCAUUUGAUCAAGCUCUGGACCCUGCCAAAGAUCCAUGCCUCAAGAUAAAAUGUGGCCGCCAUAAAGUGUGUGUGGCUGAAGAUUACCAAACACCCACCUGUGUUAGUCAACGCAGAAUGAGUUUUAAAGACAUGAAUUUGAACUCACCACUGCUGAAAUGCAAAAGAUGUCCAGUUGUGCACCCUUCACCUGUUUGUGGAACAGAUGGACACACUUACUCCACCAAGUGUAAAGUAGAAUAUCAAGCUUGCAUCUCUGGGAAGCAGAUUUCUGUCAAGUGUCCAGGACAGUGUCCCUGCCCUUCAGGAAAUCCAGCAGAGAAGAGAGAGUGUGGUAAUGCGGAGAUGGCUGAAGUGGUUAGCAGAUUACGAGAGUGGAUCACAGUUCUUCAUGAGAGUGGCAAUCCCAGCAAGAAAUACAAGUUCCAGAAGCCAGAGAAGAUGGUGGACAUGAGUAAGGUGCCUCUCUGUAAGGACUCUCUGGGCUGGAUGUUCUCCAGACUGGACACAAACUUUGACCUUCAGCUCGACCAGUCAGAGCUGUCCAGCCUGAGCUCAGAGAAGAGUGAUGUGUGCACUAAAGCCUUCUUCAGGUCAUGUGACACAGACAGAGACAGGCUCGUUUCCAGCCAAGAGUGGUGUUCCUGCUUUCAGAGAUAUCAAGAGGCUCCCUGCCAAUCAGAGAUCGCCAUCAUCCACAAACAGCAAGCAGGGAAGAAAUUACUGGGUCCGUACAUCCCCUCCUGUGAUGAGGAUGGCUUCUAUAGGCCUCAGCAGUGUCAUAGAAGCAGAGGUCAGUGCUGGUGUGUGGAUCUCAAUGGAAAUGAGAUCGCGGGGUCUCAUACCCACGGGUCUGCUGACUGUGCUGUGGAGUCUUCUGGAGAUUUUGGCAGCGGUGACGCUCUGCUCUCAGAUGAUGAAGAUGGGGAUGUUGUAAAUGAUGAAGAGGAGAUGGGAGAUGAUGAUGAUGAAUAUGAACAAGUUGAUGAUGAGUAUGGGUACCUGUCAUAAUCCGUUUUCCGCUGUCUUUUUUAAAAAUAAUUAUUUUACGACAUUUAAAAACAAGGAACCAAAUAAAAACACAGACUUUCAUUUGGUCGUAAAGCACGUUUCUAGGUGGCCUCAGCAGAGUGCAGUACUAACAUUACUAAAGAGUUCAUCUACCCCUGUGCUGUAUAACAUUUGAGCAAAAUUAAUACCAGUACUCAAUAACCACGUUUCAUUUUUAUUACAUUUCUUAUAUUCAUCCAAAGUGAAUAAGUAUAUUGACAGAUCUAGAAGUUUAGGAAUUCAUAAGCGGGUUUGAUGAGAGAUUAUUGAGGGUUAAAUGUUUGCACUUAUAAACAUGCACACAACACAUACACGUGCGAAAUACAUGUGAACACACCUGAUAUCAUGAUGACUUUACACCUUCUAGAAUGUGAUUUUGCAGUCAUGCUAUGAGGGGUUAACGUCGAUAUUCAUGUCUCAUUACGGUUUGCCAUAAAUUACAUACCUACAUAGAUUUUUUUUUGUUUAAUCAGUAGAAUGAUAAUUAGAAUUACAGAUAAACUAUUAACAUGUACCAGUAUUUGUAUGUAAGGAUGGACAUUCUAGAACAAACCUGUUUGAAAUGGUUAAGACACGGCCUUUAGUGACCACACGUCAGACACACAAUAAAACAGAUGUGACUGCAGUUAAGAGAGGACAGAGUCAUGCUAUUUAGAGACUUAAACACACACACAUGCACACUCACACACACUUAUCUUUGGCAGUCUUUGGGCAUGAGGUGCCUUUGAUGCAACACGGAGGAGCAGGUGGAAAAGAGGUCUGGGGAAAAAAAGAGAGAAGGAGAUAUUUAGUGUUAGAAUGUAGAACUUGACUGCCAUAUGAAUCAAAAAAAAGUUUUUUUUUGCGUCACGUUCUCUGUUGUUUUGGUCUAUAGGAGAAAGUGAACAUGAUUAGUUAGUUUGCAUAUGUUACUGUAGACAACAAAUCAUACGAUAGAUGCUGCUGCUGUCAUUUAUUCUCCUCGUCACUCUCAGCGCUUUUGCAUUUUCUGUCAGAUUUGUUUUCAUAAUGUGCAUAUGAAAAUAUAAAUUUCCUUCUAUGGACAUUGUGGUGUUUUCUGAAAAAAAUAAUAAAAAAGGUAAUUUGGUCGAAUGAGUUUAUGAUCAUCAGUUGCAGAGGUCAAAGGAACCACCUUUAUCAGUGUUGUCCAGCUGUUGUCAUAGAGAUAACACAUUUUGGUUUGUUUGUUUUUUUACAGUAUACAUAUAAUUUGCUCAAAUAAAGUUACACAGACCAAAA
Molecule: messenger RNA, 2544 nt
Organism: Sinocyclocheilus rhinocerous
Lineage: Eukaryota; Metazoa; Chordata; Actinopteri; Cypriniformes; Cyprinidae
Product: SPARC (osteonectin), cwcv and kazal like domains proteoglycan 3
Exons: 11
Coding region: 76-1266 (396 amino acids)
Biological process (GO): anatomical structure development
Molecular function (GO): extracellular matrix binding; calcium ion binding; collagen binding
Source: RefSeq, a predicted model, not a curated record